AUGGAGCACCUGCACAGAACAAAGGAAGGUGAGAACAAGGGUCAUCAUUAUCUUGGAAAAGAAACAAAGAAUCAAAUAAUUAAUCUUAUUGGAUCAUCUAUAACCAACAACAUUCUAUUAAUGAUGAAAUCUGCAAAGUAUUACUGUAUAAUUCUGGACUGCACACAAGAUAUUUCAAACAUUGAGCAGAUGACAGUUGUGGUACGUUUUGUCCAGGAGACAAAACUCCACGGGGUAUAUGAUGUCCAAAUUUGGGAGCAUUUCCUGGCAUUUCUUCCAGUGCCUGAUUCUUUAUGCUCCACUUUGAUGCAGGUCGUACUCAAGUUCUUGGAAGAUAAAAAAAUCCUAUUGUGUAAUAUGAGAGGGCAAGAAAGAACCACUGAUGACCUUACUCCGCUGAGGUUUCAAAUUGGAGAUGUUUUUGAUGCACUGGUUCAGAUAUCAGAAAAAUUCAAUGGCAUGACCGCUCACGAAACAAGGUUACUUGUGAAUCAAAUAAAAAUUUACGCCUUUCUCACAUCUCUGGUAAUCUGA
Molecule: messenger RNA, 534 nt
Organism: Schistocerca piceifrons (Central American locust)
Lineage: Eukaryota; Metazoa; Arthropoda; Insecta; Orthoptera; Acrididae
Exons: 2
Coding region: 1-534 (177 amino acids)
Source: RefSeq, a predicted model, not a curated record